AUGAAGGCAAAUCUCAUCAGGGCUUUCGCGACGACCCAGCCCAUCCACGGAGCUUCUUCCACGCCGGUAACCCGGACCUGCCGGACGCCGCUCACGGUCCCGCCACCGCCGGCCGUGCCUGGACCGGGGCUUCCCCAGGGCUCGCCCGCCGCAGCGGCGGGCCGUUCGCUUUUUCCUCGUCUCUCAGGGGGAAGGAAAGGAGAGGGGCCCAGGAAGGAGGAUGGAGGCCACGCGACCAGCGGCACCGUUCCCCGCCCCCCCAGCCGCCAGGGCCCGGCCCGCCGCGCCCCACGUUACCUCGGGCAGACCGGGGCCCGGCCCGGGCUGCGGGAGCCGGAAGAAUGCAUGGCCGGCGGAAGGAGACGGCGGCGGCCCAGGCGGCGCGGCCUCCCCGCUCCGGGCCCGGGCGGGCGGCGUGGAGACUCGGUCCCCAGGGCCCGGCGGCUGUGUGCGCCCGGGCUGGCGGGGCGGGGUGGCGGGAGGAGGAAGCGGCGGCGCCCCCGAGCGCCCUCUAACGAAGGCGCCGCCCGCCGGCCCGCUCGCUCGCUCCACCGACCCCCUAGUCCGCCUUGCGGGGCUCCCCGGGCCGCCUGGCCUAGGCCCGGAGCUCGCCGAGCCCCGGAGUCGGACAGAACGCCGCCCGCACGGAAGGUCAGGGAAGGGCCGGCCCUCCCGCCGAGCAGCGCACCGGCCCCUCUGGACCCCCCCUUUCAGCCCAAAGGGCCGUGCUGCAUUGUUGAGUCUCCUUCGCUGCCCGGGCUGGCACGCGCUCUCCUUUUCAUUCCUCAAGAAACCCGCUUGUGCUCAGGGCUUUUCGUCUGA
Molecule: messenger RNA, 822 nt
Organism: Alexandromys fortis (reed vole)
Lineage: Eukaryota; Metazoa; Chordata; Mammalia; Rodentia; Cricetidae
Product: translation initiation factor IF-2-like
Exons: 3
Coding region: 1-822 (273 amino acids)
Source: RefSeq, a predicted model, not a curated record